Molecule: messenger RNA, 2816 nt
Organism: Esox lucius (northern pike)
Lineage: Eukaryota; Metazoa; Chordata; Actinopteri; Esociformes; Esocidae
Product: ZnF_C3H1 and zf-CHY domain-containing protein
Exons: 12
Coding region: 142-2217 (691 amino acids)
Cellular component (GO): nuclear envelope
Molecular function (GO): zinc ion binding; nuclear export signal receptor activity
Source: RefSeq, a predicted model, not a curated record
GCAUAAUGUACGCCAUUGCCAGAGAAAGGCAGAAAUAGGUCAGCCAUUGGACUUUGGACACUUCUUGAUAUCACCCAAAGAAUGCCUCAAAAUAAAGGUCUUAUUUCAGCACCCAGAUACGAACAUCUCUAGAAUAUCGCCAUGGACAAAUCUUCCGUGAACACCGAUACGGACAAUCCCAAUUCUGGUGCUUUGUGUCACAAUGAAGAAGAGGUCAGGAAUAAGACUGGACCAGCCGACAGUGGCCCUCCGGUACUGCUAUGCCGAUUCUACUCACAGGGGCGACACUGCAACUUUGGCAGGAAGUGCCAUUUUCUCCAUCAAAGAGCUGGUGCUGCCACCCUCACCCAGGAGAAGACCGAGAACAGGACAAACAGGAAGUCUGAACAGGAGUUCCAGGAACAGACCGGUCCUCCUAGCCAGCCUGGGCUCACAGAGCAGCUCCCUGUGGUUGACCACCCUGGAGGUUUAGGUCACAGGCUGCCGUCCAAAUCAAGGACUGCUCCAACCAGAGGUGGGAGAGCCAACAACCGCCGGCCUUGUCGCUAUUUUCUCUCUGGUUGCUGCACCAUGGAAGAUAGAUGUCGCUACUGGCAUCCAGCCCAGUUCCCCCCUGUAGACGACCCGCAUGUGGAUGACGGAGGAAGCCCCAAGGCCAGGGUGCCCCCUGCCCCCCCUCCCAGUGGCCUUCAGGUGAUCAAGCUGAGUGACAUGACGGACAGUGUUGCAAAACAGCUACGGGAUACUGAGAUCAAUCUGCUGAUGAAGCGGUUUCCCAAAGAACAGCUGAUUGUGCAGGAACGGAGCGACGGCAAAGUCACCUUUUACCGCAUCACAGUUCAGCCCACUGAUCCAGACUGGCCUUUUGACCUGAAAGAAAUUGACAUAUUGCUGAGCUUUCCGGAAACAUACCCCCAAGAGGUAUUUACAUUAGAUGUACCAUUGGACCAGGAUUUACCAUCCAUUAUGGGAAGAUAUGUGGAACAAGCUUCAGUGGAGUGGCUGCGUGCCAAGCAUGCCACCAAUCAGUUGAUGGGAAAGGUGGAGCUGCUCUUCCGACCAUUCCUCCGCUGGUUGGAUCGCAGCAUGGAGAGACUAUUCACUGAGGGAGCCAGGCAGCUGAAAAAAGAUGUGGAGAUAGCAAAGUCUGGAAUUCAGUUUGUGCCAUACCAGCAGCUCCAAGUAACAGUGUGCAAAGACCAUGCCCCAGAGUACACAACUGACCCUGUCCUCAACACUGAAACUGACCAAGAGAGAACUGAAGAGAGAGAAGAAGAAGAGUGGGAGGAAUUGAGGAACCCUGGCUCUGAUGAGGAAGAUGACAGGGGGAAGGUGGAAAAUAUUAAGAUUAGUGAGCCCCGCAGAGGAACAGAGGUGAAACUGCUGGGCCUGAGGCUGGGAGAGGAGACGGCCACUGUGGUUGCCACACACAUCACUGUAUGUCUGCAGUGCAGCAGGUGUAAGGUGACCGCAGACCUGACUCUAAGUAGCAGGAAACCCUGCACUGCCCAAUGUGAGAAGUGUAACGCAGGGAUCCAGGCUGCCUUCAGACCCAGCAUGCUGCACCGGUACAGUGAUGUCCUGGGCUAUCUGGAUCUGGGCACCACUGCUCCUGUUGACCUGGUCCUACAGGACUGUGAACUGGUUGUGGGCUGCCUUAACUGUUCCAAAGAAGGCCCUGUGCAGAACCUUUCAUAUGGCCAAAGCAAGGAGUUCAACUGCCAACAUUGCCACAGCAAACUAAGCAUUCUGGUUGACAGCACACGAUUCCAGUACAUAAAGCCACGUGAAGUUAAAACAGGUCACAGCGACUCGUCAUGGACCUAUCGGCGGAACAUCAGGGACCCUGCAAUACAGCUGGGGAAAGCCCUUCCUGAGAAGGGAGCCUGCAAACAUUACAGACAGAGUCAUCGCUGGCUCAGGUUCCCGUGCUGUGGCCGGGCCUACCCCUGUGACGUCUGUCACGACAUGGACCAGGACCACCCCAUGGAGUUGGCCACCAGGAUGAUCUGUGGACACUGCUGUAAAGAGCAGCUGUACAGCAAUGGGAAGUCGUGUGUCAGCUGUGGCAACAUGAUGACGAGAGGAGCCUUCACCAGUCACUGGGAGGGAGGACUAGGCUGCAGGAGUAAAGUCAAAAUGAGCAGAAAUGAUAAACACAAAUAUUCCAACUCAAACAAAACCAUAUCACGGAAAGCAACUAGUGAGAAGAAAUAAAAAAGAAUAUGGACUAUAUGCUAACCUAGCAGUGGUUUGUUUUUCAAACCCAGCCAUUGCCAUGACUUGAGAUGUCUCAAGACACUGAUGACUGGGUGUUAGGCUUGCUCUAUAUGUGAUUCAAUAGCAACAAUUUUAUCAAUGCUUAAUUCUUUGUCUAAUAAAUUCAAUGGUUAUUGUCAUGUUAAUUUAAUCUGUUAAAAUUGAUUACUUUUCUUGUUGGGGCAGCAAGAAGGAUCUUUAGAGCAUUACAUAAAUAUCAUCAAUAUGGGCUGCUUUUUCUAAAGUCAUGCAUGCAAUUCUGUCAUUUUACAUGACUACAGACAUUGGAAUACUCUUUAACAGGCCUACCACAAAAGGAUAAAACACGGCAUACCCAAUAUUGAAGUCAAAUAAGUCCACAUACUUUCCAGUGACAAAUUCUUCCGAACUGUUUUUACAGCAUUUAUAGUUUGAAAUAUUCCAAAAGGUCUUUUAGUUGCUGUUUGCUGUGCAUUGAAAGCCAUAUUGGCAAUCACACCUUUAAAAAUCAGCUGUUUGAUAUUUCCUGUCUGUGAUACAAAAUAAAUAAAGCUUAUUUUACUGUAUUCUCUCCUGUA